GGAUUUCAAUCGAUGGCCUGACGAACCUUUUGAAGAAAUGGAUAGUACGCUUGCAGUUCAACAGUACAUACAACAAACAAUUCGCAUUAAUCCAGCAAAUAUCGAUCUUAUUUUAUCAAUGCCUGAAUCGCAAGAUGAAGGAGUAUGGAAGUAUGAGCAUUUACGAGAAUUUUGUAUGGAACUCAAUGGUUUAGCCGUAAAACUACAAAUUGAGUGUUACCCUGAAAACUGUUCUCAAAUGACCGCUACAGAACAAUGGAUUUUCUUAUGUGCUGCUCAUAAGACUCCAAAAGAAUGCCCGGCCAUUGAUUAUACAAGACAUACAUUAGAUGGAGCUGCUUGUUUGUUGAAUAGUAAUAAAUAUUUUCCGAGCAGAGUCAGCAUUAAAGAAUCGUCAGUGGCCAAACUUGGUUCAGUUUGUCGGAGAGUUUACAGAAUAUUUUCUCAUGCAUAUUAUCACCACCGCAAUAUAUUUGAUGAAUUUGAAAAUGAUACUCAUUUAUGCCGCAGAUUUACAGUAUUUGUAACUAAGUAUAAUUUGAUGUCAAAGGACAAUUUAAUAGUGCCUAUUAACGAUAUCACCGAAAUGAACGAAAUUGAUCAUCAGUAAAAUAAAUGUUGCGAAUUGAAAAAUUGAAAAUGUUUGUUUGAGUAGAUAAUAAACAUGUUCAUUCAAUUAUGAUUUGAUUAGUCAACGAACUUAAAAAAUUUUUCAAGUUAAUGUUGAAAAUAAAACGUAAUCUGUUGACGCACGAUAUCAAAUUUUUUAGUAUAUUAGUAAAACUUCUAUAAAAUCGCUUAACAUUUGAUUUAUCGGACGUCAUCAAAAAGUGUUUUUAAUGUGGUAUAAUAAUUUAAAGUUCUUAUUAAUUUGAAUCGUAUUUUUCCGGUACACUAUUAAAUAUCUCACCGAA
Messenger RNA from Trichogramma pretiosum, 914 nucleotides. RefSeq names its product MOB kinase activator-like 4 (gene Mob4). NCBI's taxonomy places the organism in Eukaryota, Metazoa, Arthropoda, Insecta, Hymenoptera, Trichogrammatidae. Gene Ontology annotation, cellular component: cytoplasm. The record is from RefSeq and is a predicted model, not a curated record. The transcript is spliced from 3 exons. Bases 38 to 610 code for a protein of 190 amino acids.